Molecule: messenger RNA, 873 nt
Organism: Dacryopinax primogenitus
Lineage: Eukaryota; Fungi; Basidiomycota; Dacrymycetes; Dacrymycetales; Dacrymycetaceae
Product: TPR-like protein
Exons: 3
Coding region: 1-873 (290 amino acids)
Biological process (GO): protein import into peroxisome matrix, docking
Cellular component (GO): cytosol; peroxisomal membrane
Molecular function (GO): protein binding
Source: RefSeq, a predicted model, not a curated record
AUGCUUUCUGCUUCUAGCCAGUCUGCUGAGCUACGCAACCUCGCUCACCAGACUGUGCUGGAGAAAGAGGCUGCGGUUCAGCGCGAUCCUACCAACGCUGCUGCGUGGUACGAGCUCGGUGUGAAGCAGCAAGAGAACGAGAGAGAGCAGAAGGCGAUCCAAGCGCUUCAGAGAGCGGUCGAGCUCGAUCCGGAAUACAUAGACGCUUGGCUCGCGCUUGCCGUGAGCUUGGUGAACGAAGCCGAUAGGCGUCAAGCGUACGAUGCGAUCGAGGCUUGGAUCGAGCGGAACGCGCGCUACCGCGGGACGCAGAAACCUACGAGCACGGUAGCGAGCAACACCCAGAAGAUGGCAGAACGCCAGGACUUGCUCAUGCGUCAGCUAAUCGCGAUGGCAUGUGACGUCCCUGAGGGAGAGAUCGAUGCGGACGUACAGAUUGCCCUGGGCGUGCUGUUUAAUAUCAACGAGGAUUAUGAGAAGGCAAUCGACUGCUUCCAUGCGGCCUUGGGCGUCCGCCGAGAGGACUGGCAGUUGUACAAUAGGGUCGGGGCGAGCUACGCUAAUUCUGGAAAUCCGGAGAAGGCGCUUGAGUAUUACUAUCGUGCUUUAGAGCUUAAUCCUGGCUACAUACGGGCGAGGUACAACCUCGGAAUCGCUCAGAUCGGGCUAAAACACUACACCGAGGCGGCGCAACAUAUCCUCGACGCGCUUGUGCUGCAAGAAAGCGAGUCUGAAUCCUCCCGCUCCGGGCCAGGAAGCACAAAAGGCGUAACAGGCUCCACGCUCUGGCUCGGCCUGCGCAACGCUAGCGCGAAGUUACGUCGACCGGACUUGGUGACGCUGUGUGAUCAGCAGGAUCUGGAAGGUGAGUGA